This is a messenger RNA of Fusarium graminearum PH-1, 420 nucleotides long. RefSeq lists its product as uncharacterized. Bases 1 to 420 code for a protein of 139 amino acids. The transcript is spliced from 6 exons. NCBI's taxonomy places the organism in Eukaryota, Fungi, Ascomycota, Sordariomycetes, Hypocreales, Nectriaceae. The record is from RefSeq and is a predicted model, not a curated record.
AUGUUUAGAAUCUCGUUCGCCUCAAAUCAGGUUGAACCGGGGGUAUUAUUCAUCGUGUCGGCCAGAUUCGGUGUCUUUUUGUGGUCUGUGGAUUACAGAGGAAGUUGCCCGGACCAGUCGGAUAAUUCUAGCCGCGCUUCCUGGUUACAUGCUUGCGUGGCACUUCAGCUUGUCUUGCCCACGGCAAAGAUCUACACCAGAGUCAAAGACACGAAAAUAUUCUUUGCACUAACCAACCGCUGUGUUUCACAAUUGGUCCCUUAUCGGUUCUUCCACGGGAUCGCCGGUGAUAUCCUGAUAUUGUCUACUGAAAAGACCAAUAGCGCCGGUACUGAGCCGGGUGAUCCUUGGAUGGAUCAGACUUACAGCGGUUUGGCCCGAGUCUUAGUUGGCACCGCGUCAGGCUCGUGCGCCAUUUAG